UCCCUCCCGCCCUCCUUCCUCCCCUUCCAGCCCUGCCAUGUCGGUGCCGGGAGGAGCCGGCGGCGAGUUCGGCAACCCGCUGCGCAAGUUCAAGUUGGUCUUCCUCGGGGAGCAAAGCGUUGGAAAGACCUCCCUGAUCACCAGGUUUAUGUACGACAGUUUUGACAACACUUACCAGGCCACUAUUGGAAUUGAUUUUCUCUCAAAGACGAUGUAUCUAGAAGACCGCACGAUCAGGCUGCAGCUGUGGGAUACAGCCGGCCAGGAGAGAUUCCGCAGCCUCAUUCCCAGCUACAUCCGGGACUCUGCUGCGGCUGUCAUUGUCUUUGAUGUUACAAAUCUGAAUUCCUUCCAGCAAACCUCCAAAUGGAUUGAUGAUGUGCGAACAGAGAGAGGGAGUGAUGUCAUAAUCAUGCUGGUGGGAAACAAGACUGACCUUGCAGACAAAAGGCAAAUUACUACAGAAGAAGGUGAACAAAGAGCCAAAGAACUGAGUGUGAUGUUCAUCGAGACUAGUGCAAAGACUGGAUACAAUGUGAAACAGCUUUUCCGCCGUGUGGCAGCUGCCCUACCAGGGAUGGACAACACUCCCGAGAAAAGCAAAGACGACAUGAUCGACAUCAAACUAGAGAAGCCUCCCGAGCAGCCCGUAACAGAGAGCGGGUGCUCCUGCUAAAGGACCCGCAGCC
Euleptes europaea (tarantolino) is the source of this 689-nucleotide messenger RNA. Its product is annotated as ras-related protein Rab-6B-like. Gene Ontology annotation, molecular function: GTP binding; GTPase activity. Bases 38 to 676 code for a protein of 212 amino acids. NCBI's taxonomy places the organism in Eukaryota, Metazoa, Chordata, Lepidosauria, Squamata, Sphaerodactylidae. The record is from RefSeq and is a predicted model, not a curated record. The transcript has 8 exons.